AUGUCGCACCACGAGAACAACAACCUAUCCGAGAAGGAUCUCAAGCGCGACUUGGAGAAUGACCAGACUUUAAACAACACUCCUUCCAUCGCUGGAGCACAGGUUCACGAUGAUGUCUUUGGUGAUAUCACUGAUGAAGGUCCCAACUACCGAGCUGUCGGAUGGAUUGGUACUGUCGCUCUUAUGAUGAAGACCCAGAUCGGCCUGGGUGUUCUGUCCAUCCCAGCUGUCUUUGACGUCCUCGGAAUCGCUCCUGGUAUCAUCUGCCUGAUCGUUAUCGCCGCCAUCACAACUUGGUCCGACUACAUGGUUGGUGUCUUUAAGCGCAACCAUCCCCAAGUGUACGGUAUCGAUGACGCUGGAUACCUCAUCUUUGGUCGCAUUGGACGCGAGAUCUUUGGCAUUGCCUUUUGCCUGUACUGGAUCUUCGUUGCAGGUUCUGGUAUGCUCGGUCUUUCCAUCGGCCUCAACGCGGUCUCUCUCCACGGUACCUGUACAGCAGUCUUCGUCGCUGUCGCAGCCAUCUGUGGUUUCCUCCUCGCCAGUGUCCGUACCCUUGGCCGCAUCAGCAUGCUCGCUUGGGUCGGUCUCAUCUGCAUCAUGACCGCCAUCUUCACCGUCACCAUCGCAGUCGGUAUCCAGGAUAAACCUGCCGAUGCGCCCCAGGAUACCGAGUGGAAAUCCGACUGGAAGGUUGUAGGCAACCCGUCCUUCACUCAGGCCAUCUCAUCCAUCUCGUCGCUCAUCUUCGCCUACGCUGGUACACCCGGUUUCUUCUCCAUCGCUGCUGAGAUGAAGAACCCCGCGCACUACACCCGAUCUCUGAUUGUGUGCCAGGCUGGUGUGACUAUUACUUAUCUUGUCAUCGGUAUCGUUGUGUACUUGUACUGUGGAUCAUACGUCGCUUCUCCCGCUCUCGGUUCAGCUGGUCACUUGAUCAAGCGCAUCGCCUACGGUAUCUCUCUGCCUGGUCUUCUGGCCACAACCGUCCUCGUCAUUCACUUCGCCGCCAAGUACGUCUUUGUUCGUCUCCUCCGCGGAACCAAGCAUCUCGCUUCCAACAGCGCUGUCCACUGGGGAACAUGGAUUGCCUGCACUCUCACCACCACCGUCAUCGCUUAUCUGAUCGCUUCCGGCAUUCCCGUCUUUGGUGGCCUUGUGUCUCUUGUUGGUGCCCUUUUGGGUACGCUGAUGUCGUUCCAGCUCUACGGUUGCAUGUGGCUGUACGAUAACUGGGCCAAGGGCAAGCGUGACCCCAAUGUCAAGUGGUACCUCAUGGUUGCUUUCAGCAUCUUUGUCAUUGUUUCUGGUACUUUUUUGAUGAUUAGUGGUACUUACGGAUCCAUCGUUGGUAUCAUUGACUCUUACAAGACUGAUGGCGGUUCCUCCGCUUUCUCUUGUGCCGACAACUCCAAUUCCACUUAA
Fusarium poae is the source of this 1425-nucleotide messenger RNA. RefSeq lists its product as uncharacterized. The transcript is spliced from 3 exons. Gene Ontology annotation, molecular function: amino acid transmembrane transporter activity. Lineage: Eukaryota; Fungi; Ascomycota; Sordariomycetes; Hypocreales; Nectriaceae. Bases 1 to 1425 code for a protein of 474 amino acids. The record is from RefSeq and is a predicted model, not a curated record. Gene Ontology annotation, biological process: amino acid transmembrane transport. Gene Ontology annotation, cellular component: vacuolar membrane.